GAUGAGGGAUAAGGUUCCCCACACAACAUGGCCGGUGGACAGCGGCUUCCUUUGCAGGUGAGGGGGGAGUGCUGGUACCUCCCUCUGUGUUGCCAGAGCUCUUCCUUCCCCAUUCUUAUCAGCUUCGUCAUGUAGGAUCUGGUGCUCUCUGAGCUACUCUCCACGAGACUUUGUUAUCAGCUUUUGAAGCGCCUUUUGUUGUUGAUGCUGUUGAUGUUGUGUUCCAACACAAGAUACAUUUCCGUGUGGAAAUGGCGUUGUGGGUUUUUUUUUAGUUUUGUUGUUGUUGCCAUGUUUGGGGCCCUUACCAAACAGCUUUGAUAGGACAGUUUGAUGCUCUGGAAACUAAUGAGGGGCGUAUGAUUUUACAUGCUGCACUAAAUAAACAACAGGCAGACAGAGCCGGAUCGAGCGUUUCAGGCCAGCGCGGCCCUCGCUCCCGGGGAGCCGGAGGCGUUGCUCAUGCUGACGGCCGGGCAGGCCGGCAGGGCUAGGAGCGGUGGAGGCGGGCAGGGGCUAGACAAGGCCUCGACAAGGACCCCGAGCACUCCCCAGCCUCCCCCUGUCGAUGCCGCUGCCCCUCUGCGGCGAAGGGUGGCGGAGCCGCCACUGCCGGCUAACUCUGUGCCGCUCCGGGGGGCCGGGCCGAAGCCGCUGCCCCCCAUUCCCGCCCCGGUUAUGAAACCGCGGGGGAGGGGCCAGUGCCGGCCGCGGCGGCGCCGGGAGAACCGAGUCCGCGGGAGCGCAGUGAUCAGACAGAAUGGCUCCAGUAAACCAGCCAAAGGACAAGAAGCGUGAGAGAGCAUGUCAGCAUUGGCCAGAAGAGGCAAAAUCAGCUGGGAAGAGGAAACGGGACUAUGGAGAACGAGGGAAUGAGAAACAAGAAAAGAAGUUUGUGAGAAAAACAUUUAAACCCUUAGGGAAAAGAGGUUGCUGUGGAGAUGGAUUUGUGAUGAGAAACAAGAGAGUCCUUUCCUCUCAGCUAGAGCGGCGAUGCAGCAUUGUUCAUUAUGUCUACCAGAAAAUGCUGGGAGGCUCCUUUCAGGCACAGCUCAGGCAGAGAUUGGAGCUGGCUUUUCUGCGUUCUCUUUCCUCAUACUGCCUCUUCCGAAGAGCAAGUCCCUUUGACAGGAGAGUGACAUGUCUGGAAUGGCACCCAACACACCCCAGUACGCUAGCUGUUGGUUCCAAAGGUGGAGACAUCAUCCUUUGGGACUGUGAAGUACUUGCUAAAACCUGCUUCAUAAAGGGGAUGGGAGCUGGAGGGGCCAUCACAGCAAUGAAGUUUAACCCUUUUAACCCUAGUCAGCUGUACACUGCGUCAGUUGCCGGCACUACCACCCUGCAGGAUUUUAAUGGCCAUACUGUCCGGGUCUUCACCAGCACCGAGGACUGGGAUUGCUGGUACUGCAGUGUGGAUGUUUCUGCAAGCUGCCGUGCCGUGGUGACAGGUGAUAAUGUGGGCAACGUGGUCCUGCUCAGCACUUCUGGUGAAGAGAUCUGGAAGCUGAAAUUGCACAAGAAGAAAGUGACUCAUGUAGAGUUUAACUCCCGAUGUGAGUGGAUGUUUGCCACAGCAUCUGUGGAUCAGACAGUCAAAAUCUGGGACCUCAGAAACAUCAAAAACAAAAUGAACUUUCUUCAUCUGCUUCCACAUGAGAAACCGGUCAAUGCAGCUUACUUCAGCCCAACACAUGGUGCCAAGCUUCUGAGCACAGACCAGCACAAUGAAAUCAGGGUUUAUUCAUCUUCAGACUGGACCAAGCCACAGCAUCUGAUUCCACAUCCACAUAGGCAGUUUCAGCACCUCACACCUAUUAAGGCAACGUGGCAUCCUCGCUAUGACCUCAUUGUGGUAGGUCGCUACCCAGACCCCAAGUUCCCCGGGUACACGCUGAACGAGCUGCGAACUGUGGAUGUGUUUGAUGGAAACACCGGCGAGAUGGUUUGUCAGCUCUACGAUCCAAAUGCUUCUGGGAUCAUCUCGCUCAAUAAGUUUAACCCUAUGGGAGACACACUGGCUUCUGGCAUGGGCUUUAAUAUUCUGAUUUGGAACCAGGAGGAGAUGGCGGUCAAGAAGCAUGAACAUCUUUUGAAAGCCAUGAGAAACGAGGAGAUUGAAAUGACAGAACAGGGGAUUGGAAGCUGGAGUUCAUCCAGACGUGGAGGGCAGAGGCAGGCAAACCCUGGCACAAGCAAACUCAAAGCUAACUUAAUGUCUGGGGAGCUAGAGGAGAUGAAAAUGAAAAGCAGUGAUUCUCAACUGCAGGGAAGGAAGUGAAAAGAGACCGAUCUAGAGAACUGAUUUAGUGUUUUGAUCCUUUCUGAAUCCCAGGGUAGAAACUCAGUUGUUGUUGGGCAGUAUAAGCUGUGCAGGGAAUUAGACUUUGUCCUUCCUCCCUGGAUCUGACGUUGCUUCCCUGAUACUCUUGGCCUCCUUUUCUAAAAAGUUGUGUCAGUACUUGGUUCCUCUAAGUGGGGUUACUACUCAUUUUCUGAGGCACUAGGAAAACUUAAAAGAUGUUCCCAGAUCUUGCUGAGUUUACUGCUUUCAGCCUACCAUAUCUAUUUGUCAUCACUUGUCAGAGGUUCCUAUUUCCUGUAGUCUGCAGUAGAGCAGCUCAUGACAGGGUCCUCAGCCUGUUCUGGUCCAUCCCAGUUGAGAAACCAUUUGCUAACAGGAUUGACAUCCUGAAAAGAUAGAAUGUUCACAGGCUUGAAGUCAUGGAUAGCUUGGGUAUCCUAGGAAAAACCAAGCUCUCAUAUGAAAGCUUGGAAAAUGUGUUUGUCAAGACAUCAGGCUUAGCCUGUUCUCUGCUUGCAGCUGUUUAACUGGACCACAAAGAACAGGAUGCCAGAGGUCUCUAUCAUUGAUUGCAAGGACAGUAUGGAGCUAGGCACCUGCUGAUUCUCUAGUUUCUGUUUUCAGAGUUCUAGGCUGUUUCUUGCCAAUGAUAGGUAAUUUUUUUCACCCAUGCCUAUGUGCUUCAGAAUGUUUGGUAAGAGUGUUAUAAAGCAGGAAUGAGGGAUUUCUUCCAAAUACCCCUGCUCAGAGCCAAAUCUCAAGACUGUUGUUAAAGGGUUAAGUUUUGCUUUUUCUACUUUGUUUACAAGGCUGCCUGGGGCCUUGCUGCUGUCCCAGAGGUUGAUGGGAUGGGUUCCAGGCCUGUGCAGAUUCUCCACAUUCACGUUUAUAGUUUUGCAAUAUUAAUAUCAAUAAAAUUUUGUACUAAACUAAAAUUCUUUGAUAGAGUGGCUGCUUUGAGGAUACUGAACUGCUUUUGAAGGGGAGAAGUUUGAGACCUUUCUACAGGAGGGCUAUAAGAUGUACAACCAUGGUAGAAGUACCAGUCAUAGUACUGGGUCUGCAGUGGACACCUCCAAGCUGGACAGGAUGCAUCAUCAGCUGUAUCUAUGCAUAGCUGCUGCAGUCAAAACCAGUUU
Poecile atricapillus (Black-capped chickadee) is the source of this 3444-nucleotide messenger RNA. It is a transcript of the gene DDB2, whose product is annotated as damage specific DNA binding protein 2. Gene Ontology annotation, molecular function: protein binding; damaged DNA binding. Lineage: Eukaryota; Metazoa; Chordata; Aves; Passeriformes; Paridae. Gene Ontology annotation, biological process: DNA repair; response to UV. The record is from RefSeq and is a predicted model, not a curated record. Gene Ontology annotation, cellular component: Cul4-RING E3 ubiquitin ligase complex; nucleus.